AUGGCGUCUGGCUGGUUCAGCUCAUCGGCCAGCGAUCCGACGCGCCCUCCGGAUGUUCGCGUCCAGGUCGCAGAACAGAAACCACACGACUUCUAUCUGCAGCCCAGCUCUGGUGGCCAUGCUCCGGGACCAAGCCGCGCGACAUCGACCAUGUACGUUGACAGGACACAUUCGAAGACGCAUAUUCACAGUGCUUCUCUGUUCGAUGUUGGCAUCUUGAAGGAUACCCUUGUCCCUUCACUCACUCUGCACUCUGGUCUGGCAGUUCUCGCCUAUGGGGCUGCACGAUAUACCAACCGUGUAGAAGCCAAGGACUGGCUUUGGCCUAGCGGUCAGGUGGUAAAUGCAUGGUGGUCUGCUGUAGGACGCCGCAUCGCUGCUGGCUAUACCGUUUCACAAGCCUUCACCCGCCUAUCUUGGCACGAACGCGUCAUGCUCACUGGUGUCACUUUAUGGGGAGGACGCCUCUUCUAUCGCAUUGCCCGCCGCUCCAUCCAGCGAGGCGAAGAUGACCCACGAUACGCUGAGGUCAAAGAGGAAGAAGGAUUCUGGAACAGCGCGCUGUUCAAGGUCUUCAUCCCAGAGGCCUUCUUCCAGAUGCUUAUCAGUCUUCCCUUUACAGCGCCUUUCCGUCAUGAGGGUGCUGUUAUGACUGGCUACCACCCUUUCAUCCAGAUGUUUGCCGUGGGCCUGUUCUCGUCCGGUCUAGCUAUGGAAACACUAGCCGACUACCAGCUCGACCAGUACAAGGCUGAAGGCAACAAGGGCAUCAUGCGUGAGGGUGUAUGGAGUAUCGUCCGCAACCCUAACUAUCUUGGCGACGCCCUCGUCCACAUCUCCUUCAUCGUGAUGCUUUACGGUUCCGAUAUGCUCGCCCCUAUUGAACUCCUCGGCCCCGCUGCAAACUACGCGUUUCUCCGUUUCUUUGGAGGUGACGCUGAGAAGGAGAAACACCAAGAGCGCAGAUACUCUGCGUCUCAUCCCGACAAGUUCCGCGAACUGGAGAAGUUCCGCGCUGACAAGAACGCCUUUUGGCCCAGCGUGGAUGAACUAAGCAACAAGUGGUUGUGGACUGUCUUGGGGGUAGGUGGACUGGGUGUUGCUGUUGAGCAGACGCUCAGAGCAUUUCAUUGA
This is a messenger RNA of Pyrenophora tritici-repentis Pt-1C-BFP, 1134 nucleotides long. Its product is annotated as DUF1295 domain containing protein. Gene Ontology annotation, cellular component: membrane. The record is from RefSeq and is a predicted model, not a curated record. NCBI's taxonomy places the organism in Eukaryota, Fungi, Ascomycota, Dothideomycetes, Pleosporales, Pleosporaceae.